Cherax quadricarinatus is the source of this 1829-nucleotide messenger RNA. The record is from RefSeq and is a predicted model, not a curated record. NCBI's taxonomy places the organism in Eukaryota, Metazoa, Arthropoda, Malacostraca, Decapoda, Parastacidae.
UCAUAAGUUCCUUUUGACUUUCUGCAGUACUGAAGCGGGCCUUCGAUAGCUUUGACUCUGAGAAAAAGGGAGCAAUCUCCACUGAUAUUGUAGGUACCAUCCUUAGGAUGAUGGGCCAGACUGUCAACCGCCAAAUCCUUAACCAAGUCAUCGAGGAAGUUGACAUAGACGGCUCGGGGGAGUUGGAGUUUAAUGAGUUUGUACUACUGGCGGUCAAGUUUAUGAAUGAAGAGGAUGAAGAGGAACUCAAAAAAGAAUUGUAUGAAGCCUUCAGACUGUAUGACAAGGAUGGUCAAGGAUUCAUCCCAACCAAAGUGCUACGGGAGAUCCUGCAUGAGCUGGAUGACAAACUCACUGAUGAGGAACUCGAUGGCAUUAUUGAUGAGAUUGACCAGGAUGGUUCCGGUACCGUUGACUUUGAUGAAUUCAUGGACAUGAUGACAGGCUAAAUGGCAAACCCUCACAUGCCAGAAGCAUCUCUUCCAUGACCUCAUCACAACGUCAUUAUUACUGUAUUGCCUGCUGGAAGAAUAACCCACAGGCACUGUCCUGAGGUUGUUUACGAAUGAUUUACCAACUACCAUACAUGAUAUCUCCCUUGGACUCGAGUUUUUCAAAUUAGAAUCCAUUAGCAAGUCACAUUUCUUUCUAAUUAACAUGCAUAGUAUAGUUAAUUGUCCAAGAAAUUAUCUUCAUUAGUUAACAGUUCCUGAAGCAACAGAUAAUCCUUCCUUCCUAUAAAGUUUCAGUACAAAGAGUCCAUAAGAUAUACUGUGAUUGAAUCAUUGAUGAAUAUUUUAUAAUUUUUAUACAAAUCUAACUUUAAGUUGCAGCAGCUCAUAUAUCCCAUUUUAUUUUGCUAGAUAUCUUGAGAGUUUAUGAGUUUAGCUUUGUUGUCUUGUUAUUAUGUCUGUCACACUUUUCCCACAUAUCAUCAUGUCUCGUAACGCUGCUGCCAUGUCUUUCCAUGCCAUGUUGCAGUUAUACCAUCACUGUCACGUCAUAUGAUUGCCACAUCACGUGUCAUGUUAUAUCAUACAACUGCCACACCUUGCCAUGUUUCGUCACAAAGCUGUGAUGCUUCCCCAUGCCAUGUUCCCCGUGUAACAUUGAACAGAUGCCACACUGCCAAGUUAUUUAGCACAGUUACUACAUACAUCUCACCAUGUCUUGUCACUUUGGUGCCAUGUAUCACCAUGUCAUGUCUCACUCUUGCUGUACAUCAUCUUGUCUCAUUGCAUGACUGCCAUGUUUUGUUACGUCAUGUCACAAGCCAGCCACAUCUCACCAUGUCACUUUACAUGAUUACCACAUUUCACCAUAUCACAUUGCUUGUGGUGCCAAAGUUCCCAGUUCCAGUUCCCUUACUAAAUGAUGUGGCACCCUUUAACUGCCUUCCAAACAAUUAUACACCAACACCCAUGUUCCUAGUCCCUUUACAAUAGCACCAUUAAACAGUAUUCCCAUUCUCUCUAUAGUGAUGCCAUCAUGUUCACAGUUCCUCAAGUGGCAUCAUAUUUCCAGUUACUCUAGUGGCAUAUUUCCAGUUCCUCUAGUGGCAUCGUAUUUCCAAUUCCUCUAGUGGCACCAUAUUUCCAAUCCUGCUCUAGUGCUUCUUCAAAUUAACAGCCCCUCUACAGUGGUGCCACAUAUUCCUAUUUCCUAUAGUGUGACAAAUGAGUACAGUUUUCCAAAAUGAUGUUGGAAAUAUAAAUCCUCCCUGCCCCAUUACUCCCACAACACUCCCAACAACUACACCCUCUGUGUUGACAUAUUAUUGGUAAGUGAAGUUAAAGAUUCUUGUAAGAAAAUAAAGAAAAACCCACUGG